Molecule: messenger RNA, 2796 nt
Organism: Microthlaspi erraticum
Lineage: Eukaryota; Viridiplantae; Streptophyta; Magnoliopsida; Brassicales; Brassicaceae
Source: the annotation of a GenBank genome assembly
AUGUCAUCACUUAAGGCAAACGAGGGUCUUCCGUAUGUAAGUUACAUGGGAGAUGAAAAUGGUCAACGUAGCUAUUACCACGAUUCAAUUGUUUUGACGAAUAAAGGUGUAGAGUUGGAGUAUGAACGUAUCCUUAAAAUCUACACAGCAAUCGACUUCUCCGGAAACGGAUUCGAAGGAGAGAUUCCAAGUUCCAUCGGUCUAUUGAAAGAGCUUCAUGUGCUAAACUUGUCAAAUAAUGCUUUCACCGGUCACAUUCCAUCGUCUAUGGGUAACCUCACAGCUCUCGAGUCACUAGACGUUUCCCGAAACAAGCUCUCAGGAGAAAUUCCACAAGAGUUAGGGAAUCUCACGUUCCUUGCGUACAUGAACUUCUCCCAUAACCAUCUUGAAGAUAUCCACAUUCCAGCAUCGCAACAGGAUGAGACGUCAGAGGCAGAGGAAGACGAAGAAGAAGAAGAAGAGGUGUUUAGUUGGAUUGCAGCUGCUAUAGGAUUUGGACCUGACCUGUAUGCGGCUCCUACUAGACACUUGUGCCGUCCUGAGCAAAGGGAUGCACUUCUCGAGUUCAAGAACGAGUUUAAGAUUCGGAAGCCUUCUUUUGAUGACUGUUAUAUUAAUGGCAGCUAUGUAAGCUCUUAUCCGAAGACGGUGUCAUGGACAAAUAACAGCGACUGUUGUCAUUGGGAGGGUAUCAAGUGUGAUGCCAAGUAUGGGGAAGUGAACGAGCUAGACCUCAGUUGCAGCUGCCUCCAUGGCAGGUUUCACUCGAAUACCAGUCUUUUUAGGCUUCAAAACUUUCGUUCUCUAACCACUCUACACCUUUCACAAAAUCAUUUAUCUGGUCAGAUUCCGUCUAAAAUUGAAAACCUUUCUCAUCUCACCUCUCUCGACCUUUCUUCUAAUCAGUUUUCUGGUCAGAUUCCGUCUUCCCUUGGAAAGCUCUCUCAUCUAAACUCUCUCCGUCUAUCUGGUAAUCAUGUUUCGGGUCAUAUUCCGUCUUCAAUUGGUCACCUUUCGCAUCUCGCCUCUCUCGAUCUUUCUAGAAACAGUUUGGUUGGUGAAAUCCCAUCUUCUUUUGGGAGUUUGAACCAAUUGACCAGAUUAAAAGUUGAUUCCAAUAACCUCAGUGGUAACUUUCCCAUUCUAUUACUAAAUUUGACAAAGCUGUCGUUUCUACUUCUCAGCUCCAAUCAGUUCACAGGAACGCUUCCUUCAAACAUUACUUCACUCUCCAAAUUGAAGGUUUUUUUCGCAUCUCACAACAAUUUUGUUGGAACCUUUCCUUCUUCUCUCUUCACCAUUCCUUCUUUGAUCAAUAUUGAUUUGAGUAAUAACCAACUCAACGGCACUCUUGAUUUUGGGAAUAUAUCUUCACCAUCUCAGCUAAGAUCGUUGACCCUUGACAAUAACAACUUCAUAGGGCCAAUCCCGAUAGCUAUUUCCAAAUUAGUCAAUGUUUGGAUUCUUGACCUUUCCAACAACAAAAUCACAGGUCAAGUGCCUCGCUCGUUAUGGACGCUACCAAAUCUGGAAAUUGCGAAUCUUUCCAACAACACUUUCAUCAGUUUCGAAAGAUCAACGAAACCUUCACCAUCCUCUGUCUUGACGUACUUGCUUGGUUCCAGAAACAAUUUCACGGGAAAGAUUCCUUCUUUCAUAUGCGAGUUGGGCUCUUUAAUUAGUGUUCUCGAUUUAUCAGACAACAACUUCAGUGGUUCAAUCCCUCCUUGUAUGGGAAAUCUCAGAAGUACUCUUUCACAUGUUAACCUCCGCCAGAAUCGUCUUAGUGGUGGUCUUCCGGAGAAUGUCUUUGAAAGUCUAAAAUCGCUUGACGUCGGUCAUAACCAAUUGGCUGGAAAGCUUCCAAGAACUUUGAUCCAUUUCUCUACUCUUCAAGUUUUAAAUGUGGAAAACAACGGAAUCAACGACACGUUUCCGUUCUGGUUGAGUUCUCUACAAAAUCUGCAAAUUCUUGUCUUACGCUCCAACGCAUUCCAUGGAACCAUACAUCAAGCCUCGUUCCGUACGCUGAAAAUCAUCGACAUCUCACAUAAUCACUUCAUCGGAACUUUGCCAACGGAUUAUUUUGUGAACUGGAGUAAUAUGUCAUCACUUGGGGCAAACGAGGAUCUUCCGAAGGAAAGUUACAUGGGAAUUGACUAUUACCGGGAUUCAAUUGUUUUGGUGAUUAAAGGUGUAGAGUUGAAGUAUGAACGUAUCCUAAAUAUCUUCAGAGUAGUCGACUUCUCCGGAAACAGAUUUGAAGGACAGAUUCCAAGGUCCAUCGGUCUAUUGAGAGAGCUUCAUGUGCUCAACUUGUCAAACAAUGCUUUCACUGGCCACAUCCCAUCGUCUAUGGGGAACCUCUCAGCUCUCGAGUCACUUGACGUUUCCCGAAACAAGCUUUCUGGAGAAAUUCCACAAGAGUUAGGGAACCUCUCGUUCCUUGCGUACAUGAACUUCUCUCAUAACCAGCUUAGAGGUCUCGUACCGGGAGGCACUCAAUUUGGAACACAAAACUGCUCAUCUUUUGAGUACAACUCAGGACUUUUUGGCUCUUCUCUUGACGACGACUGUCCAGCAUCGCAACAGGAUGAGACGCCAGAGGCAGAGGAAGAAGAUGAAGACGAAGAAGAAGAGGUGUUUAGUUGGAUUGCAGCUGCUAUAGGAUUUGGACCUGGUAUUGUGCUUGGAUUGACGAUUGGAUACAUAUUGGCUAUUUACAAACCAGAGUGGUUCACGAAUCCUUUUCGUCGAAACAAACACAGAAGCAGAAGCACCACAACUCGUUGA